UCGCCUGCGCGUAUAUAAAUACUUUUGGUCAUCGUUGCAGACAUCAGUUCAGCUUACGAUUUCGUGCUAUAAACGGUCCUCUAAAGCGUCUUAGCCGUGCCUAAAGCCACAGUUGUGCCAGUUCAGUUUAAUUUGAAACGAAUCCUUCGUCCUUUUGUUCGCGUCGUGUGCUGUCGUCUGUGCUCAAUAGAAAUGAAGUACUUUGUUGCCAUUGCUCUGCUGCUUGCCGCCGCCCAAGCUGUGCCAAUUGAGCUGGGUCACUAUGGUCCAUCAUUGUUGCAGGUGCAUCAUGCCCCAGUGUUGGCCCAUGCUGUGCAUGCGGAGCCGGUGGCCUAUCCCAAAUACUCCUUCAACUAUGGCAUCAAGGAUCCCCACACCGGCGAUAUCAAGUCUCAGGCUGAGGAGCGUGAUGGUGAUGUUGUGAAGGGCCAAUACUCGCUGGUCGAGCCCGAUGGCUCUGUGCGCACCGUAGACUACACUGCCGAUGAUCAUAACGGUUUUAAUGCCGUCGUCCACAAGACCGCGCCCAAGAUCAUCGCCCAUGCGCCCGUCGUGCACGCUCCAGUCCUGGCACACGCCCCGCUACUGCACCACUACUAAAGGCCGUCGAGCAGUCGAGUCAUGAAGGUGCUCUCUCCCCCACAAGCAACCGCAAACACAGCAAUCAAUAUAUAGGAACAACAGGCAGAUAAAACAGAUCCAUUGAAAAAUCGUUAAUACGUGUACAUUUUUUUUGUAAGUAAGUAAAAUGUAGCUAAGAAGUUUUUAGUAGAAACGGGCACCUUAGUGGGUGCCCGGCACCCGGCUGAUCUGGCAUGGCAUGGACGAAGGAAAUACGAACAAAAACAAAACAAAACAAAAAAACAAAAACAAAAGCAUAAUGACUUGAUCUUGAUCAUAGCACGAGUAUGAGAAUGAUGAUGAUGAUGAUGACGAUGAUGACGAUGACGAUGAUGAUGAUGAUGAUAAUGAUGAUGAUGUUGGCGAACGUUGAUAAUGUUUUGAUACAAGGCGUAAACUGAAGCAACAGCAGCAGCAGCAGAAAUCAUAGUUGCAAACGAGGCAAAGUUUUUGAAUGCACAUAUAUAUGGAUAUAUAUAUUUUUGUAUAUUUUGUAUAUUUAAUCAAUGUUUCAUAUUAUAUUUAACCACUUCCGCCCAUUACCAUUCAGCAUCGAGCACAAGUCAAGGUCAGCACGAAAAAUAAUCACAAAUGCAGCUGUUCUUACAAACCAAUUCGCAAAGGCAUCUUUCAGAACUUAACCACAACUAUUUGUCUAUCAAAAAACUAGUUUCUUCAACUUUCAAUUUCUUCCGCUCUCACUUUUGUAAUAUAUUUAUGCGUUCUCUCUCACUAUCACUCUCUCUAUCUGUCGCUCUUAUGGUGAUGCCUUUGGCGCCAUAUAAAAAAAAACUGUGGUCAAUUGAAGAACUGCCACGUCCUACUAACAGCUUGGGGCGUGCCAGCUCCGCAAGAUUGUUUAAUAUUUAAGCAACGGGAGCAUUUUGUGCCAUUUCAUUUGACGCACCGUUUGGCAAGCACUGGGCCAUAGAUACAGCUACUCUUGUGAUACCUUGGCGCGUGCGUUUCGUGCAUUUCGAUUCAGCCAUUCAAGUUACGCUUGAAAAAAAUAUUUCAACAUAUUGUCAAGAACUCUCACCCACACGCUCGCUGUCUCACGCACUCAACUAUCUCAUUCUCGCUCACUCUUUCUCUUUCCUCUUAUUACUCAACGCUCAACUGACGCUCUCUACGACUAUCUCACUCACACACACACACACAUACACAUCCACACUCUCAGUCUGACACUUUUGUAUCUAGUUUCAUUUUUGCAUUUAGUAUUCUUCACAAUUUGUGUGUAUUGUAUUUAUAAACAAUUAUGCCGCUUAAUUAUAAUAUCAAUAUAUAUGUAUAUAAAAUGUAAACAACAACAAAAAAAAUCACAAAAAAAAAAAUCAUUGUUGCAUCAAUGUUGUCUCUGUAGAUCAAACAAACAACAACAAGAAGAAAAAGAAACUCUCACAUGUCUCUCACGCUCAAAGUUCAUUGAGUAAUUAUUUUAUACAAUACAAAUUCUUGAUAAACACAA
Drosophila virilis is the source of this 2089-nucleotide messenger RNA. RefSeq names its product cuticle protein 8. The record is from RefSeq and is a predicted model, not a curated record. Gene Ontology annotation, cellular component: extracellular matrix. Lineage: Eukaryota; Metazoa; Arthropoda; Insecta; Diptera; Drosophilidae.